Messenger RNA from Fonticula alba, 993 nucleotides. RefSeq lists its product as hypothetical. The transcript has 7 exons. The record is from RefSeq and is a predicted model, not a curated record. NCBI's taxonomy places the organism in Eukaryota, Rotosphaerida, Fonticulaceae. Gene Ontology annotation, molecular function: carboxylic ester hydrolase activity; palmitoyl-(protein) hydrolase activity. Gene Ontology annotation, biological process: protein depalmitoylation. The coding region runs from base 1 to 993 and encodes 330 amino acids. Gene Ontology annotation, cellular component: cytoplasm.
AUGCAUUCCAGUAUGCUGGUGUUUGAGCAUGACCAAUGUCGGCUGCCGGCUCUCGACCCAGAUCGCACUCUUCGGAUUGGUCUCAAAUUCCUCCCCGGCAGCUGGCUUCUCCCACUGGCCGUCGCUGCCGCGGUGGCCGUCCUGGCGAUCGCCUCGCAGCUCUUCACCGCUGCACCAUCACUCCCCCCGGCCCCGCCUCCCUCGCCGCCACACACACCCUCGCAGUCAAUGCCGACCCCGCACCGCCCGUCGUCCGGCUCCCCCGUCCUGCCAUCGGCCCCGCUAACCUCCACUGCCCCCCCAACUGCCAGCGCCGCCGCCGCUGCCAUGAAGUACUCCACCCCCCUUGUCAUUGAGCCUCGUGGCGACCACAAGGCAACCAUCAUCCUUUCUCAUGGCCUUGGCGACUCUGGCCACGGCUGGAUCGACUUUGCUCGCAUCAUCAGCAACGAGAUCCCCGAAGCCAAGUGGAUUCUGCCCCACGCCCCCGACCGCCCGGUGUCCAUCAACGGCGGCAUGAGCAUGCCCGCCUGGUAUGAUAUCACCCAGCUUGGUCCUGGCCCCGAGGAUGAGGCCGGCUACAUUGAGUCUAAGCGCUAUAUCGAGCAGCUCGCCCGUGCGCAUGCUCCCAAUGGCGACCUCAAGCGCACCGUGCUGGCUGGCUUCAGCCAGGGUGGUGCCCUGUCGACGUACAUCGCCCUCACCUCCGAGAUCGAGUAUGGCGCCCUGGUGGUUCUCUCGGCGUACAUGCCCCUUUCCAGCCGCAUCACUGAGCCCUCGCCCGCCAACAAGAACAUCCCCCUCCUGAUGGGUCACGGCACCAGCGACAAUGUCAUUCCCUUCUCUCGGGCCAAGCAGUCCUUCGAUCGCCUGCAGGAGAUCGGCAUGAAGAACUCCACGUUCAAGGUCUACCCCGGCAUGGGUCACAGCAUGUGCAAUACCGAGAUGCUGGACGUCCGUGACUUCCUCCUCGAGCACAUCCGCUCCAAGUAG